Megalops cyprinoides (Indo-Pacific tarpon) is the source of this 4098-nucleotide messenger RNA. Its product is annotated as acetylcholinesterase collagenic tail peptide. Gene Ontology annotation, molecular function: heparin binding. The transcript is spliced from 17 exons. The coding region runs from base 1280 to 2692 and encodes 470 amino acids. NCBI's taxonomy places the organism in Eukaryota, Metazoa, Chordata, Actinopteri, Elopiformes, Megalopidae. The record is from RefSeq and is a predicted model, not a curated record.
UGUAAGGCUAUAGAUAAGCAGCAUAUAACUCAGCCUCGUUCUUUAAAUACCGCGCUGGUUGAUGUAAAAAUGUCUCUGUGCUUUUAAUAAGAUGAAGUGGUGCGCUGCUGCGGCAGCGCCGCUGCGUCCCGCUUUAGAAACUGCACAGCUCAGGAAACCGAAGCGCACCAGCUCGUCCCUCUUAAUCCCGAGGCGAAGCGGAGCCGCGAUAAAUCCCCGCUGCGCCAGCGGACAGAGGCGGGGAGGCUUCUGCCCAGCACGCCUUCCCCUCGGGACAGGUAAGAGCCCCUUUAAAUCCCCGCUGCGCCAGCGGACAGAGGCGGGGAGGCUUCUGCCCAGCACGCCUUCCCCUCGGGACAGGUAAGAGCCCCUUUACCCGUGCUGCACCAGCUCGCGGUGUCCGCGCUGCCUGAGUGUUUACGGAUUGACACUUAAAUCCUGCAAAUAAUUAUAUGCUUGAUAAUAACAACAGGCAUUGCCUACAGCAUGUGGGUUUCCAAUGCUUCAGGCGGGAUGAUGGUACAUUUUUGGAAUUCAUGUCUGGAUAGACAAAAUGACCAGGGACCGGCGGCACCGUGUUUUAGAAGCGCGCGCCUUAAUGAGACAGGGAUGGGCACGUGCGCCGUAAUUGUUUAUUGUGUAUGCGCGAGCGGGAUGUAUGAACACCAUCUAUUGGUCUGAUGAUUUUAUCACAUCUUACAAACAUGUUUAAUUCAUUAAAUGUAUUUUGGUAGCGGAGAAUUUAGCAGAAUAUCUCAGGGUAAACGCACACUGAUGUGAGGGAAAGGAUUCUUGCAUAACGCUGUGAUUUCAUUUGAUCCUUAAAUCAGUCGAUGAAUCACACGAUUGUUUUGCUUUUCACUUUUUUACUGUAGAGUGGAGGAAGCAAAGGCGAAACGCGCUGGUAAGAGGGGCUAAUAUUGGCGUGCAGGGCAGCUGUCGGGCCUGUCCGGGUAAUUAUAGCUCUGUCUGGUGCGGGGAAAGAUUCCAGGAAGCGGGAGCAGCAUUCCGCUUUCCUAACGGCGCAGAGAGGGGAGCGCUGAGCCCCGCACCCUGCAGGCGGACCGACGGAGGGGUGCAGCCCCGCACCCUGCAGGGAGCCGCAGCCGGCGGACCGACGGAGGGGUGCAGCCCCGCACCCUGCAGGGAGCCGCCGCCGGCGGACCGACGGAGGGGUGCAGCCCCGCACCCUGCAGGGAGCCGCCGCCGGCGGACCGACGGAGGGGUGCAGCCCCGCACCCUGCAGGGAGCCGCCGCCGGCGGACCGACGCGGAGCAGCAUGGCUCUGAUGAGGCGCGGACUGCAGAUGCAGCUCCUCCUCUCCUGGGUGCUGGCCCAGUCCUCCCUCACGGAAAACACCUUCCCCACAGGCUUCAGUGCUCUGGACCAGAGGAAGAAAUUCAACCCAUGCUGCCUCCUGGCUCCGCCCCCACCACCACUGUUCCCGCCCCAUCCCCUGCUGUGGGAGGGGCGCAGGCCUAAAAAUGACCUGAGAACAAACAAAGUUGGAAAUGAAGAAGACAAAGAAGACAGAGCUAUGCUUCACGCCUGCUCUCCCAGCCCCCUGGCCCCCCCCGGCACCCCCGGCCCCCCCAGCCCCCCUGGCCCCCCCGGUCCCCCUGGCCCUCCCGGCCCUGAGGGUCCCAGCGGAAUUCCAGGAGUGCAGGGACCAAAGGGAGAAAAGGGAGAGAUCGGCCGGUCGGGGUCAAAGGGUCGGGCUGGCCCACCUGGUCUCCCAGGGCGACAGGGACCUGCUGGCUGGCCAGGGCCGAAUGGGCCAAAAGGGGAGAAAGGAGACCCGGGGCUGAUGGGAUUACCGGGAGCCAGAGGACCGAUAGGCCCAAAGGGUUUGCCGGGAUACAAGGGAGAAAAGGGGUCGCGAGGAGAGCGGGGCGAGGCUGGGAUGAAGGGCAGUAAGGGUGCAGCGGGUCUCCCCGGGAUGUUGGGACAGAAGGGUGAGAUGGGCCCUAAGGGGGAGCCUGGAGUUUCAGGAAACAGGGGGCCCACAGGGCGGCCUGGGAAGAGGGGUAAACAGGGGCCAAAGGGCGACGGCGGGGAGUCAGGCUCCAUGGGGCCGGCAGGCCCUCCAGGCCCAACCGGACACCCCGGCCCCCCGGGCCCACCUGGCUCAGGGCUCUUCCUGGUGGGGGAAAAGGGGGAGAGGGGUCUCCCAGGACCACCUGGUGAGUGCAGCUGUAACUCCCCUCAGAGCAUCAACAACCCCCCCUACGAGGAGUACACCCCCUGGGGUAACUAUGCACGGGUCCCUACGAUAUUUGUGGUGAACAGUGAAGAGGAGCUGGACCGCCUUCAGACAGACAACGCUCUCGCCUUCCGGAAAGACCAGCGCUCUCUUUAUUUCAAGGAUGUGGACGGAUGGCUCCCCAUCCAGCUGACCCGGUUCCAGUCCACGGAGAUGGCCCCGGAGCCGGAUGGCGCAUGCGGAGACGGUCAUGUGCAGCCACACCGCGGGGAGACCUGCGAUGACGGGAACAAGGUGGUCACCGACGGUUGCGUCAAGUGCCAGCGGGCUUACUGUGGGGAUGGCUACCGCUAUGAGGGCGUGGAGGAGUGUGAUGGGAAGGACUUCGGCUUUCAGACAUGCAAAUCUUACCUCCCAGGGUCAUUUGGGCAGUUGAAGUGCACAUCACACUGUACCAUCGACUCUACAAACUGCAAAUACUUCACCUGAGCACUCAGCCCUCAGGCUGAAUUAUCAGUUUAAAAAUCAUCCAGGAAACCAACACAAUCCAUACGCCAUAUCUCCUCUACUGUACGUCCUGUACAAGGACACGUUGCUGAACCAGGAAGUGAUUCACCCACUCACAGGUCACAUGCUGGAACUCUGCAUUCAGUCUUAAUGACUCAACCAGGACUUCAUGACUCCACCCCCUAAUCCUUCCUGCCAGCUGAUUGGACCAGCCAGUGAGUAGGGGUUGGGGUAAUGGGCAUUUCAUGGAAGAAGAGAGCCAAUUGCUGGCAGGGAGUGGAGGAGGCAGAGCAACAUUACCUCGACUGUCUCACUGUAAGAAAGAGCGUUCAGAUCAUCGCCAGGGUGCUGUGUGUUUUAGCGGAAAUGUGAAUGAAUCUGCGUCACAAGCAUGAGGAUCUCUUAACCAAAGCAGAAGAACUGACAGCCUUUAGCUGUGUGACUCUAGCGCGGCCGUCUGGGACAGGAGCAGCACAGAGAGCUCAUAGGAACAGCCGCCCUUACCUGGUUUUGAUGAUGUCACAGUGAAGCUGAUUGGCCAGGAGAACAUGAUGGUGGUUAUACCAGGAUGAUGGAUUGGCCGAGAUGAUUAAAUUAAUAGAGAAGGAAAACAUGUUGUCAUUGUAGAAGUAUUUCCUACAGCUCACUAGCAGGUCAAAUAACACUCCUCUCCGCCACCAGCCCAGCCUGGCUGUUAGUCUGCAUGUGUCCAGAGAGGGCGCUGUGCUGUAUGUGGAAACCUCCAGGCUGGCAGCAGACAGAGGCCUUCAAAGGAUGUGCUCAUCUGUGAAUAUGGCUGCUUAUCCUCCGUGUGUUUUACAGCAGGAACGGGAAUGCUCCAUUUCCCUCUGUGUGAGACUCAACCCCCACCCCCAUACCCCUCCCUCGCUGGGAUCAGCCCUCCUCUUGUUUGGGGAUUGAAAACCUGAACCUGUAAAGUGGAUGUAAAGAAGUUUUACUCCUGAAUAAUGUCACGCCAGUCACCCCCGGCAACAGGAAGCCCUCGGCUCUGCAUGCCAGAGCAGGGAAUGACGCUCAUGUGAACCACAUUCACCACCAUACUCCUGUCUCCAUUCACCACAGCACUCCUGUUUCCAGCACACUGCGCACUGCUUCUGUGUUUCAAAAGUGGAAGAUCAACUUGCUGUGAUCUGAAGGGAAUAAAUAUAUAUGUACAUAUAUGUUAAAUAUGGACACAACUACUUGGUACUAUGCUCUUAAAGUCAUGGCUCAUACUAUGUUAAAAUGAGGAAUGUGGAAUUUCUACUCUCUUCACCUGUAAGAAUGAUGUUUGUGACGGUUGUGUUUGUGUUGUAUUUUGAGGAUGGAAGCCUUUAAAUCACUGGCAGAGUCUGUGCUGUAGAGCAGACAUGCUGGAUUCACAGUCU